This is a messenger RNA of Encephalitozoon intestinalis ATCC 50506, 303 nucleotides long. RefSeq lists its product as uncharacterized. Lineage: Eukaryota; Fungi; Microsporidia; Unikaryonidae. The record is from RefSeq and is a predicted model, not a curated record. The transcript has a single exon. The coding region runs from base 1 to 303 and encodes 100 amino acids.
AUGACUAGGCUUCCUGGAGAUGGAGCAGAUGUUUUGACGUGCAAUGGACAUCCCGCAAUAGGCACCAUAUUUCCGGAGAUAGGAUCCAAAGGGAAGGCCAGAGUCAUAAAAGUGACAUUUACACAGAUGAUUGUGCAGAUAUUUGAAGUGGAGGGGAGAAAGACAGCCAUUGAAUACAGAGGAAUCUUCCGGCCUGUUGACUUCAAUCCAAACGAGCACCUAUGCGAUAGAUUUGCAAAAGGAGACACUGUCGAAUGUACCGUUCUAUCAUACGGAGAUAAUGGGGUCUUUGUGAAUCUUUGA